AUGACAUCCUUGCAGGAUCAACUCAAGCGCAUCGGCACUGCCGAUUUACGCAAUGUCACUGAAGGGACAAGAAGACACAAAGCUUCGUUCUUAUUUACUUCAAAAGAAGCUGCCGACCAGGAUCUCGAAACGAUCUACUCGAUCGCACACAAUGGUAUCAUGGAGCUCGUGAUUCUUGACAGCAAGUUCGCACCUUUCCAAAAGACGUUGUUUUCCGAGAAAAUGAAGGGCUACGAUCGUGUGCUUCAGACUGCCGAAGAGAACGCAAAGUUGGAUAAGAGCAUUACCGCCUUUUUACAUCAGCUCUCGCCAUACUUUUUGCUCAAACCAGCUGGAAAGGCCGUUGAAUGGCUGAUUCGUCGUUUUCGUGUUCACGACUUUAACGUCGAGGCAAUGCUCGCUUGUAUCCUACCCUACCACGAGACCAAGUCAUUCGUUCGCAUGGUGGCAUUGCUCCAGAUUCAGGAGAAUACUUCGUGGUCAUUCCUCUUGCCUGUGAAAAAGAGCAACAUUCCACUGGAUAGGUCUAUGUUGAUCAAGGCAAUGAAGAAGAGCCGACGUAUCCUCAGCUUUGUAUGCAAGACCGUCAUUGAUGCACCAGUACCAUUCCAAAUCUUGUAUUCGUUUUUUGCUGCUACACUCACCGACUUUGUCAACGCUACCAACAGAGUUACAGACGAUACAAUGGUUGCCCUGUUGCCUUAUUUGAUUGACUCUGUGGCUCGUCGCCAGAAUCCCGAACUCCAGAUUGCAGCAUAUAUGGUCGUAUCCCAACUGUGCUCUCGUGAAGCGCUUAGCCAUGAUGCUCUUGUUUCGAUCACGAACAAGAUGCUCAUGAAUUACAGCGAAAGUUUCUUCAGCCAUUGUUUGCUUACGAUUGUCCACAUCGCCCAAUCACAACACAGCUUCCAAGGGUUCAGCCACAAAGCCGUCAAACGUAUCUUUAACGCACCAGCCUUCGAGACCUGCUUCCUUGAUAUUGCCCAAAAAUAUGCAAUUGAUCGUUUCAUGUCGCUUACCAUGACUGAAUUCUGCAAAGCAGUUCCCAAUUCGGAAAAGAAGGCUGAGCUGUUGAACAACCUUGCGGUGGAGGGUCUGUUAUCCCACGACAACAUCCGCUUACUUUCCAGCUGUGCUAUCAAGGGCUAUCUCGAACUUGAAGAGCCCGCAUCCGAAUCCGGCACUGCAUACAUUGACGCUUUCCGCCCCCUUCUCGUAACUUUAUCGCAACGCUAUAUCGAAGAUUUGGACGUCGUUUUGGAGGAAGAGAUAAAAAGCGUCCAAGAUGAUACUGUGCAGUCCAAGGCACUCUACGAAUUCUCUGCAGCUGGUUUCAAGGGUACUGGCCAUGAGAUUGUACAAGAAGCGAACACCACUCUGUACCUCAGCUUGAACAGCCCUGCUGCGUCCACUCGUUUGCUCGCGAUGAAGCGACUUGUCAACGUAAUUGGGGACAAGGAUAGCCCAUUGGUUCAGAACCCCGAAAUCAUCGAAUCUUCUUUGCUGGGAUGCUUGGAAAGCUUCAACGAGCUUCUGUUGUACGUUGUCUGUGAUAUUCCCAAUCACUUGCUCAAGUUUGUCCCUGGCCGAAAAAUCCUCGCAUCACUAUCCCAGUUGCUGCAAGAACGUGGUGCAUUCCGCAAGGAAGCUGUUCCUGUUCUCAAAUUCCUUUUGGGUGAUUUUAGCAAGCAAUACCCUAAGCUGUCAAUCGAUGUUGCACGCAUCUUGGCCCUCUUUGUCUUCGCUGCACCCGGACAAUACGUCAAGAGCCUCGUCAAGCAAGUGAAGGACAUCGAGCUGGAUGGCAAGUCGGCACUUGGUCAACUCUUGGGCCACUUGCGUGAGAUUCUGCAAUCGGUCAAAGAAAAAGAAGAAGAUGUCGACUCUAUCAGCAAGCUAUUCAUCAUAAAAGAAGCCAGCAGUUUCACGACGUCGCCAAACUUCUGGACAAGCAUGAUCGGAGAAGGAUCUGCCCCUCAGAAGAUCAUUGCUCUGUUGGUUGUCACUCAAGCUAUGAAGGGUUACUCCAACGCAUCGAAUUAUAUGCUCAUCACUCACCAUAUUUUGGAUCCAAUGUCCAAUGACGAGAAGGUCGCUUUGUAUGAAACCAAGUUGCCUGCUUCUUUUACAACCACUGAUGGCACAUUACCCGACAAGACCGUCAGCAUGUUGCGCAAGUUCCAUGACCUCCCAAAGGCAGCUAUGACAAACCUGACUCAGUACACCUUCUCUGUCAUGGUUACAUCUCUCAAGGCUGAAACCACGAGUGUCGACUGGUUUAAUAUGAGCGAGAAGGAUCAGCAGUACGGGGCUCUUUUGAAGAAACUUUUUGAAACCUUUGUGCGGGGACCUACUCUUGGAUGCUUUGAAAGCAUGUUAUCCGCUUUGGUAGCACGACAUUUAAAGGAAGACGUUUUUGCAUUCUUGAUGAGCAUAUGGAUUGAUCAAGGUUAUUCUGCUGCUGUUAGAGCACGCUCGUUACAAAUCGCUGCAUCACUUAUGCGUCAGUAUGUCGAUGGCGACAAUGAUCUUCAGCAUCUCAUUCCGUCCCUUAUCGCCUCGCUCCAAGACACCGAGCAGCGUAUCCGUCUAUGUGCUACCCAGUGCCUGCGUCAAUUGCGUCGCUUGUACAGUCGACACGGUCUCAUUGCCACCAAGAAGGACGACAAGACUCAAGCUAAUGGUGGCAAGAAAGCCAGUGGCCUGUCUAUUUUGAGCGCUAAUACCAUCUAUGCAAAACAGGACAUGGCGAUCAAGGAUAUUCGGACUCAAUGCGCAGCCAAUUUUAUUGAAGUUAUCUCGAACAGAAGCCACGAAAUUACCGAAGACCACGCAUGUAUAUUCAAGCUUAUCAGCGACUUUUUCCUUUCCAGCGAAGCAUCUAAAGACAAGCAAACCAAGGCGCAAGGAACUGCCAUUUUGAACUUGUUGUUGGAUCAUAUCAAGAAGUCUCCAUCAACCCAUAUUCAAGUCUCUCUUCUCACCUUGCUUGACGACAUUCAUUCACCACAAAAAUUGCAAGGUGUGCUACCACUAUUGGACGUCAAGAGCAUAAGCCCGACGUUGAUUGGUCUGCUUAUUCGAUGCUACUUGCCGCAGAAUGCCGCACAGUUUGGCAAGGCAGGUGACAAGUCAUUGCCCUUGUUUCUGCAGUUGCUGCAAAACAGUAGCACCUUGCAAGGCGAAGAUGAAGACGGCUGGCAGGUGUCGACUCGACGCUGUGCGCUUAAGCAGAUCUCGCCCGAAUUUUUCCAGAAUGCCAAGGAAAAGGUUCAGCGGGAAAUUUUUGGUGCACUUGUUGAUAUUGCAACCAACGCGGAACAGCACGAUGUUCAUUUGGCCAAGAAGGUCUUGGGUGAAAUCCGUAUCCCUGUCAAGUUGUUCGAUGAGUUUUUGACAUCUGUUGUCAGCGCAUUGAAUCAAACCAUUGCAGAUACCGAAGCGACUGCAAAGCGUGCUAGAAAGGAAAAGCAGCGAAGUGCUGUCGACUUGUAUGAGUUGGUCACGGUCCUCGAACUCAUCGAAUCAACAGUAAUUGAACACGAUGUAUUGCUUGUCAAGCGACUCUUUGACACGCUUGCAGCCAUGAUCAAUGCCGAAUUGCGCGAUGCACCAGUCUCCUUGGAAUACAUCAGUCAAUUAAUCAUGUCUUCGCUUACUCGUAUCAUUCGCACAGCUGAAGGUCAAAAGGAAUCUCUUGAAGAAUCCACGCUUCGUGUGGACUCUGUUGUGCAGUGUAUCCGUACCACGAGCAACCCACAGACGCACAAUCAAGCGCUUUUGCUUAUGGCUACCAUCGCCUCAAUCUACCCCGAGACUGUUUUGCACAAUAUCAUGACCGUGUUUACAUUUAUGGGUGCCAACGUACUUCGCCAGGACGACAAUUACAGUUUCCAGGUCAUUCACCAGACUCUUGAGAAGAUUAUACCACCCUUGGUUGAAUCCAGCCGACGCAAUAGCAAGAGCCAGGCAGCCAUCACGUUGCAGAUCAAGCCUAUUAUCAAGGUGUUUGUCGACGCGCUUAUCCAUAUUCCCAAGCAUCGCCGUUUGCCACUCUUCACGGUACUCAUUCGCACCUUAGGAGAAGGAGAAUUCUUGUAUGCCAUCAUUGCCCUGCUGCUUGAAAAAUAUGCAGUCCGAUUCUCGAAGGAGGACGAUUCCGAGUCUCUAGCAGAGUUCUGCAAGGCCAUCAGCCAGCAAUUUAGCGCAGAAACCCAAAUAAAUGCCGUCUAUUCACUGCUCAACGAUCUGCAUGUCCUGCCAAACGACAAACCACAAGAAGACAACGAAGACACAGAAAUGGCAUCGAUGACAACCGUGUUUGAUUUGAGUGAACACAGUGCGAAGGACCUCCGCCGUUACAAAGUCAUUGUGCUCAACUAUAUCGACCAGUUGCUCGUUUCGCGAAGCUUCCUUGCCAAGGUCAUCGAAGGCAUGAAUGUCGAUCCAGAGUUCGAAGAGAAGAUGCAGCCCAAAUAUCUGCAGACUGUCGAAUUGCUUCUUAAAAUUUUGUCUUACUUUGGCAACUUCCGCGAGCGUUAUGCUGUUUCCGAAGGUGCAAAGUCGGGCGUUGUCAAGUUCUGGCGUAGUACGAUCAAGGUUGUUUAUGACGUACUGGAUCGCGUCAACGGUCUUCUAUCGCUCAAGACGUUUGUUGAUGUCGUGUCGCACUUGCUGAAGCAUGCAGAUGCUACGGUACGACGCAAGGCCAUGAACUUAUUUAACGAACGCGUGGCCGUCUUUGAGCAAAGCAUUUCUAGCGAAGAGGAAGAAUUGCUUGUCGGCAUGACCAAGGAGUUCAUUGCAGCUAUCGAAAACGAGUCGCGCUUGGGAACUGGUGACGAAGACGGCGCCAUCAACAAGCAAAGUGCGCUGCUUUGUAUUUCAACCUUGGCUCGAUUUUCUGGAAACGUAUAUCCUGCUCCAUUCGUUGACGGUCUGCCUGUUAUUUUGGGACCGGACUGUUUGCAGUUGCCCAACAUUCAAGUCAAAAUUUCAAGUUUGUCCUGUUUGGCUGUCAUUUGUCAAGCGACAGGUCCACGGUCUAUUCCUCAUCUUCCAAAGUUUAUGCCAGUUAUUGUGGAGCUACUCUCAAACAAUAUCAAGGCGGAGAACCCCAGCAUCAUGCUUCGUCUUGCGAUUGUGAGCUGUUUGGAAACGGUUGUCGAGGAGCUACCUCAUUUUAUGAGCCCUUACAUUCCCAAGAUAUUCAAUGGAUUGCUCAAUUCAGACAUAUAUGAGCAUGAUGAAGAAGAUCCUCAAACCGCUUUGGUCGAAAACAAGGUUACCGAAGUCUUGUCAAAGAUGGCUACCAAGAUUCCUCCUCGUGUUCUUCUUAACCCUGUAUUUGCAUGCUAUGAGUCCGCCAUGUCUCAGGGUAAAAAGUCUGCAUUGGCUGUUGUUUCAGUGGUCUCAGAUGCUGUACACACAAUGAGCAACGACGUGAUGAUUUUCAAAUUUUUCUUGAUGGCAUUUGAUGUGCGUCGACAAUAUGGCGAUAAGUUUAACGACCUUGAUAUCGGCGAGCUUGAAAGCGCUAUGAUCAACGUCUUUUUGGAUUUGGUCAUGAAGCUGAACGAAACGCUGUUCAAGCCACUGUACCUCAAGAUUGUGGAUUGGGCUACUGUCGAACUGGCCGAAGAAAAGCGCGAGGAAUCAGAGAAGCGUGUUCUCUUCUUCUACAAGCUGUUGGAUUCCUUGUUCGAUCGCUUGAAAUCGAUUGUUACACCUUACUUUGGUUACGUGGUUGAUGACGUGAUUAACCGCUUGCAGCAAUACACUUCUGGCGAAGCAGGAGCGCCUGGUGCUUUGUGGAACUAUAUCAUGCUGUCAUUGCGCAAAUCGUUCCAAUACGACAAUGAUAACCUGUGGAACGCUAGCAAGUUCGACAAGGUUCUGGACCCUGUUGUGGAGCAAAUGAUGUUUAUGGGUGAAAACGAGUCUCCAGACCAGUACCUGACAAGAAUGUCGACCUACUUGGUGCCUUGCUUGGGACAAAUGGCCCAAACUGUUGCAAACGAUACGCUUUGGAAGCCAAUGAACUACAAGGUGUUGAUGAAGACCAGAGAAGAUGUGCCAGAAAUCCGUUUGGCCGCACUUAAAUGUUUGGAAGAGUUCUACACCUGCAUGGGUGAAGAAUGGCUCUUGUUCUUGGCUGAGAGCAUCUCGUUCCUCGCGGAACUUAUGGAAGAUGAUGAUCGUCGUGUGGAGAAACUUGUACAACAAGUAAAUGCUCAAAUCGAGUUGCACUUGGGCGAAUCGCUCGACAAGUUCUUCAAUUAA
This is a messenger RNA of Zychaea mexicana, 6282 nucleotides long. RefSeq lists its product as uncharacterized. The transcript is spliced from 10 exons. Gene Ontology annotation, cellular component: small-subunit processome; 90S preribosome; t-UTP complex. Gene Ontology annotation, biological process: positive regulation of transcription by RNA polymerase I; maturation of SSU-rRNA from tricistronic rRNA transcript (SSU-rRNA, 5.8S rRNA, LSU-rRNA). The record is from RefSeq and is a predicted model, not a curated record. Bases 1 to 6282 code for a protein of 2093 amino acids. Gene Ontology annotation, molecular function: snoRNA binding. Lineage: Eukaryota; Fungi; Mucoromycota; Mucoromycetes; Mucorales; Lichtheimiaceae.